Messenger RNA from Frieseomelitta varia, 4375 nucleotides. RefSeq lists its product as uncharacterized. The coding region runs from base 1714 to 4374 and encodes 886 amino acids. NCBI's taxonomy places the organism in Eukaryota, Metazoa, Arthropoda, Insecta, Hymenoptera, Apidae. The record is from RefSeq and is a predicted model, not a curated record. The transcript is spliced from 8 exons.
CUUCGGUGUGCAACUUCUCUUCUCCAGGGGCGUACGUACCAAAGUGUUUUUUUUUGUCUCUCUCUCACCGAAUCCCGAAUCAAUCGCACGUGGCGGCGUGAUAUACGGGAUUGUGAAACUUUUUUCAGUAAUUUCAUUGACAUUAACCUACCUACGCCUGUCAAUUUUAACAUAAGUACACGAUAUCUCGAUGCUCGCGAUCCGAGGGAAUCGAUCAGUGAAAUAUGCGUGAAAUGUUACGAUAAAAUUACGGUUAUAUUUAUUCGUAAAAUAGAAUUACGUAAUCGUGUUGUUCUAUUUACUUUUUCUUUUCAAAUGACGCGUAUAAAUAAUUCACGAUACAUAUUCUUCGAAUAAUACUCGAAGGUAUUUGUUAGCCAUAGUGAAUGUACAAAAGCACGUAGAAACAUCGAAAUUUAAGUAACACUGAGUAUCGAAUCUAUUCUGACGAGACGGAGAAACGGACGCUUAAAUACAUAGUAUAUUUCACUAGCAAGUAAGAGGAAAGGUUAUUUCGAACGAUGCGCAGGGGCACCUCGGAGAGUGCGUCCGUACCUGUGUCCGCAACUUCCGUAUUUAUGAUCUAAAUGCUAGGACAACGGCGACGUGGAUUUAGCAUCGACGCCAGGCGUCGCGUUUCACUCGAUUUUCGAAGAGCAGUGGUAAGUUUCGAGCACACGGGCAGCAGGCGGCGCAGACCGCGAUAAAUUCACUCUUCGUGUGCGGUUUUUAUCGUUGCGAACGCGAGAAAACUGAAAUUCCAAAGACCGCUUCGUGUCCGAGGAGAGAAAAAUAAAAGUGACGGCCGCCCUCAUUCAGUUUCAUUUUGUACGCGGGUAUGUAUGUAGUAAACGAUGUAACGCACGGUGUAAAUGACGAAAGUGGGGGGGUAUUUAGUUUCCGCAUCCUCGCCACGCUUCUAAAAACAAAAUUCGCGUCGGGGAGGAACUCGCGCUCUCACGUUGUUGACAAAGUUGUAUUCUUUCAGAUCUUUUGCACGACGUGUUUAAACAUCAAACACGUGGUUAUAUUAAGGUGCGUACAUAUUUGUUACCGUACCCUCGCUGUGUUGUUGUGUUGUCCAACGUGUGAAAAAUAACACGAUAAGAAACGUUAGACGCUGUUUCGUUGCUAUAUAUGAUUUCGUUGCUUGCUGUGGCUCUUCCGACGGAUGUUCGGGAAAGUGGCCCACUCUAAUGGAACUAUCGAACGCGCUUUUACGUUUCCGCGUACUUAAGAUCAAGAGCCUUAAUCGUCGUCUGUUCAAUUGAAAUACGAUGAACUAACGUAGAGAAUUAGAAUUGCGAUUACAAAUUAGAAAUUCAGGUCCUGCAUCGAAUCCAAUGUUAUCAUUAAAUUCAAGUGUGCAACAGUAACAAAUGUGUAUGCACCCUUAUGGAUCGUGACGGUGUAUCGGCUAUAUUAAAUAUUAUGUUACAACACGUGUACGAUCCACCAUUCAGUAGCACGAUUUUGUUUUCUUGCGUUUGAUUGGUGUAGUACGGCGCUUGAUCUAUAUUUAAAAAAAGUUUAAUAAGAUAAUUUUUGUUGAAAAUUGCGGCUCAUUCUACAUAGGACGCUGAUAGAAGCAAUUCUUGUAUCUUGAUUGACAGUUUGUUAAACAAUAAUUCAUCGAGUAUUAAAUAUUAAUACAUAUAAAUCAUUUAAAUAUACAUCAUUUUAUUAUAUCACGAGAGUUUAGAAAAAGAAAUAAUGGAUGAAAAAGAUGAAAUAAAUUUAAUACGGAUACGCAAUAGUCCUAUUAAUAUGUCAAAGAAAUGUGAAAAUCAAGAACAUGAGAAUAAUAGUUUUAUUGAUGUUAAAUCAUCUGAAAAUAUAUUUCCAUGGAUCAAUAAAUUUAAUAAAAUAAUGUCUUCAUCUGUGGGACAUAGAAGUUACCGAUUGUUAAAACAUUUACUUUCGCUUUAUACACAACAUAUUUUAACCAGUGUAAAUACAUAUUGCGAAAAGACACUGGAUAUUAUAAAAUUGAAGAAUCACCUAAGUAGUACACUGAUAUUUUUUCAUCUUUAUUGGAAUGAUAUAAAAGAGCAUGUUAAUGAUUGCAACUUAUAUUUAAACCAGAUGUCAGUGUUGUUGGGGAUAUAUAUAGACAUAGAGCUUAAAACUUUUAAAUGCACUAUGGAUUCAUCUAAAGUUGCUUCAAAACUUCUUUCAGCAUUAUGGAUAUAUUUAAGUAAUUCAGAAAAGCAUAUUUUCAGAGUUUUACUUAGACUUAAGUUUGUCACUAAGAAAUAUGCAAAAAUUUAUGAUCUUAUAUUCAUGAAAAGUUUUACUACUUUCAAAAAAGGUGUAGAAUCUUUGACAGACAUUGAUUAUAUCAGGUAUUUGCUUGUUUUAAAAAUGUGGAAAAAAACCAAAGAAACUGUUGAAGAGAAAAAGCAAAUGAAUAAAAUGGCUCUAACAAUAUUGGGUCCAUGUAUUCCAAAAAUGCAUAAUGAAUUAUUAAACAUAAUACCUAAAGUACCUACAGGGCUUGAAAAUGAAACUAUUUGGCUAUUACAACCAAAUGUAUUUGACUUAAAAACUGCAUGUAAAAAUUUUUUAAUAUUUGAAGAACAAACAAUGUCUGCUGAAUUUAAAGAUAACCACUUAAGAACUUCCAAAUUAAAUUUUGAAUUAUCACAGAAUUUAUCAUAUGAUACCCAAAAAUGUUUCACAAACUGUGAAUUCAAAAAAAGUCAUAUAGGUAAUUCAGAAAAUAAUCAUACUUUUGAGGAGGAAAUGAAAAGUAACAAGAAUAGCAAUCAACAACUUUUUCCAUUAAGAAACAAGAACAAAUAUAAAAAGGUGUCAAAUUCUGGAGCAGUGAUUUUGAUUGAUUUAACUGAAGAUGAGUUAAAAACGAAUACAAAGAAAAAGAAGAAAGGGUGUCAAAGAAGUUUAGAAUGGUUAAAAAUGGUGAAGAAGAAAUAUAAAAUGCAAAAACAAAUUAAUGGAAUAAAAUAUAGAAAUCAAUUAAAAAUUGCAGAUGCUUACAAUGCAGAUAACUUUGGUUUCCAAUUACCUGUUUCGAACAAUAAAGUUAAUGAAAGUACAGAAAAUUGUACUUUAACAGAAGAAAAAUCAGUUCAAAAUAAUACUGAUAUAUCGGAAAAAAAUAUACUUGAUCUCAAUAAGAGAAAUAAUGAAUUAAAAUCUAUGUUCCAAAAUAAACAAUGUGACACAUGUACUUCAUUAAUAAAACAAACGGAUGUGCAACGUAAUAAAAUUUUAUAUUUAUUGAAACUUUUGAGCAUCGUGGGACAAAAUAUUAAAGAACCAAAAACUGUAUUAAAUCUACUGAGAGAAAGUAGGAAUGAAAAUAUGUCUUCUGAACAUAGUGUUUCUUUUAGAAAUGCAAUCAAUGAGUCUAAUAAAAUAGAUGCUCAGGAUAAAGAAUUGUUUUCUCAGUCAAAAAGUUCCAUAAAGACAAUAUUCUUGUCAAAGGAGUGCCAAAAUAAUAUUACAGAUAUACAAUCUAUAAAACAAGAGUUACCAACGAAUAAAGAUUCUAAUGUGAUAGAAGAAAAUACUUAUUGCCAAACUGAAUCUAUUUAUGUACAAAAUGAUCAUUUACACGAUUUAAAAUUUAAAAAUAGUCAUAACUCGCAAGCGAUGAAACAAAACAUUGUUCAGAAAGUUCGUGACUGUAUAGACUGCUGCAAGAAGAAUGAAGUGAAACCUUUCUCUUGUCAUAAUAGUAAUAUAUUUAAUACAAUAAAGAGCGAAGAUGUAACACAAAAUACAAUGGAUAGCAAUACUAUUGAUAAGACAACAAUUUGCGACAAAAAUAUAAUGUGUAUAUUAAAUGAUCUUGACAAAUGUAUGGACGUUUUAAAUCGUAUUAGCGAACAUAUUAUAACUAUUCACGCAGAAGAACAGCGAUCAGAAUUAGAUAAGAUGAACGUACGUACUGUUUUUACUACAGUUUUAGGAAAUCAAUGUGCAGAAUCAUUGUUAUCAGAUUGGAUACAAAAUAUUAAUUCAUUAACAGAUACAGAAAUACUUAGUAAAAUUUUAGAGCUAUAUGAAAAAAAAGACUUAUUAAAUAAGUGCAACUGUCAAGAUUUUCAUUUUCUAAAUGAAUUUAAUAAAUUAAUAUCUCAACCAAAAGAAUAUCAAUCUUAUGGAAAAAAUAAUAUUUUUCUGGAAAACAAAUUACCUUCAAGCCUUAUCUAUAAUCAUAUAAAAUCUGAAUUUGGACACAAUAUUAAGAAAGAAAAUAAUGAAAGUUUUGAAAUUCUAAAAAAUAAGAUACAGGAUAUAAAUCAACAUAAAAUUAAUUUACUAACAAAUAAUCAAACUUGUGAUGCAUCUUUUAUCCAUGAUAUGAAAUACUUCAAGAAAACAAAUCACGAUGUGCAUUGGUGAU